UGUCAUCUGACAUGCAUCCCCUCUGUCUCUCAAUCCCUCUCCAUCCGUCCCUCUCUCAUGAUGAGAUGGAUGAUGAUGAUGAACGUGCGUGAGGGACAGAGAGAGAGAGGGAGGGAGGGAGGGAGGGAUAAUACCUUCUGAAUACAUGAUGAAUGUAGUCAUCAGGCUUAAACUGACCGGGGGGGCGAGUGGCACACGGGGACCGAGAGCGUGCAUGUGAGUGACACCGAGCACCAUCAUCAACUCUCCCCUGCAGCCGCUCUCAGUCUCUCCAUCCUCCUCCUGCAGAGAGACACUGGGAAUCAGGCAACAGACAAGACAAGUAAAAAAAAAAAAAAAGGAGGAUAAGAAAUUGCUUUCCUAUCUCUACUGAUUUUUGUUUAUUAAACUGAGUUACCAGAGGCAGCAGGACAGAGGUAGCACGUGCAGAAGUGCAUGUCCUAAGCUGCCAUUUUUCCUAAGCAACAGCAUCAGUGCGCAAAACCUGAGGAAGAGAGAGGACGCUGAGCGACAUGACGGACUGCGAGGAGGGAGAGGGGGGACCCAACAGCCAGGGCGAUGGGCACCCCAAAGAGAGCAGUCCCUUCAUCAACAGCAGUGCAGCCACAGAUGCAGAGAAGAGCCAGCAGUAUGACGGCAAGAAUAUGGCUCUGUUUGAGGAAGAGAUGGAUACCAGUCCAAUGGUCUCCUCUCUGCUCAGCAGUCUGGCCAACUACUCAAACCUCCCGACGGGAAGCAAAGAGCAUGAAGAGGCUGAGAACAACGAGGAGGGUGCACGUCCGUCUAAAAAACCUGUAAAGGCUCCACAGUUGGGCACUCUCAUGGGAGUGUAUUUGCCAUGUAUCCAGAACAUUUUUGGGGUGAUCCUCUUCCUGCGGAUGACAUGGAUGGUUGGGAUCGGAGGCGUCUUUGGCUCCUUCAUAAUCGUCUUCAUGUGUUGCUCCACAACAAUGCUUACAGCCAUCUCCAUGAGUGCCAUUGCAACAAAUGGAGUCGUACCAGCUGGAGGUUCAUAUUAUAUGAUAUCUCGCUCCCUGGGGCCUGAGUUUGGUGGAGCUGUUGGGAUCUGCUUCUACUUAGGCACCACUUUUGCAGGUGCCAUGUACAUACUUGGCUGUAUUGAGAUUCUGCUGAUUUACAUCAUUCCUCAGGCGGCCAUCUUCAAGAUCGAGGGUCUCGAAGGGCCAGAUGCUGAGCUGGCUCUCCUCAACAACAUGCGGGUGUACGGCACCCUGGUGCUGAGCUUGAUGGCACUGGUGGUAUUUGUGGGAGUCAAAUAUGUGAACAAGCUAGCACUGGUCUUCCUGGCCUGCGUCAUCCUCUCCAUACUGGCUGUUUAUGCUGGAGUCAUCAAGACUGCGGUCGACCCCCCAGUUUUCCCCGUCUGCCUCUUGGGUAAUCGAACUCUUCUCUCAAAAGUAUAUGACGUCUGUGCAAAGGUCAUUGAAAUAGAUAAUGAGACCGUUACCACCAAACUGUGGAGUUCCUUCUGUGAUUCUGAUUCCCUCAACGCCACUUGUGAUGACUACUUUGCCAACAACAACGUCACAGAGAUACAGGGCAUCCCCGGGGUCACGAGUGGCAUCCUGGCAAAGAACCUGUUUGGUAACUACUUGGAGAAAGGGGUGAUUAUUGAGCAGCGCGGGCUUGCAUCAGAUGCAGAUCCAGACAGUCCAUCACCCACCUCCAACCGCUACGUCCUGGCAGAUAUUACCAGCUUCUUCACGCUGCUGGUCGGGAUAUACUUUCCAUCCGUCACAGGUAUUAUGGCGGGCUCCAACCGCUCUGGAGACCUGCGUGACGCUCAGAAGUCGAUCCCCAUUGGCACAAUCGCCGCCAUCACCACCACAUCUACUGUGUACAUGUCUUGUGUGGUGCUGUUCGGGGCCUGUAUUGAAGGAGUAGUCUUAAGAGAUAAGUUUGGUGAAGGGGUUAACGGUAACCUGGUGAUUGGGACUCUGGCGUGGCCUUCUCCAUGGGUCAUUGUGUUUGGCUCCUUCUUUUCAACGUGCGGAGCCGGUCUUCAGAGUCUGACUGGGGCGCCACGUCUCCUGCAGGCCAUCUCUCGGGACGGCAUCAUCCCAUUUUUAAGAGUGUUUGGGCACGGCAAAGCCAACGGGGAGCCCACAUGGGCCCUUCUGCUCACAGCUAGCAUUUGUGAGAUUGGCAUCAUCAUUGCCUCCCUGGAUGCCGUCGCACCCAUCCUCUCCAUGUUCUUUCUGAUGUGCUACAUGUUUGUAAAUCUUGCCUGUGCUCUGCAAACAUUGCUGAGGACACCAAACUGGAGGCCACGCUUUAAGUUCUACCACUGGGCUUUGUCUUUCUUGGGUAUGAGCCUGUGCCUGUCGCUCAUGUUCAUCUGCUCCUGGUAUUACGCCAUAGUAGCCAUGGGCAUCGCCACCUGCAUCUACAAAUACAUUGAGUUCUGUGGAGCUGAGAAGGAGUGGGGUGAUGGGAUACGAGGUAUCUCUCUCAGCGCUGCACGCUUUGCUCUCAUGAGGUUGGAGGAGGGACCGCCACACACCAAGAACUGGAGGCCUCAGAUCCUGGUUCUGGUGAGUGUGGACGCUGAGCAGAACGUAGAACAGCCUCGCCUGAUCUCUCUGACCAAUCAGCUGAAAGCAGGGAAGGGUCUGACCAUCGUUGGCACCUCAGUCCAAGGAACAUUCCUCGACAAUUACACUGAGGCCCAGAGGGCAGAUCAGUCUUUGCGGAAGUUGAUGGAGACCGAGAAGGUGAAGGGCUUCUCUCAGGUGGUCAUCUCCUCCAAUCUGAGAGACGGGACGUCCCACCUGAUCCAGAUUGGAGGACUGGGAGGUCUGAAGCACAACACUGUGAUGGUCAGCUGGCCCCGAAACUGGAAACAGCCUGAAUACCACCAGCAGUUCAGGAACUUUAUUGAGACGGUUCGAGAGACAACUGUUGCCAGUUUGGCUUUGUUAGUUCCUAAGAAUAUCGCUGCCUACCCAUCCAACGGAGAGCGCUUCACCGAAGGUCACAUAGAUGUGUGGUGGAUCGUCCAUGAUGGAGGCAUGUUGAUGCUUCUGCCCUUCCUGCUGCGACAGCAUAAGGUGUGGAGGAAGUGCAAGAUGCGCAUUUUCACUGUCGCUCAAAUGGAUGACAACAGCAUCCAGAUGAAGAAAGACCUCAUCACCUUCCUCUAUCACCUGCGCAUCGAUGCUGCGGUGGAGGUGGUGGAAAUGCAUGACGGUGACAUCUCAGCCUACACCUAUGAGAAGACACUAGUGAUGGAGCAGCGAUCUCAGAUCCUCAAACAGAUGCAUCUGACCAAGAACGAGAUGGAGAGAGAGAUCCAGAGCAUUACGGAUUCAUCCCGUGGGUCCAUUCGGCGUAAAAACACGCCUGGCAUGCGUUCACAGCACAGUGCUGAGGAGGGAGCCAGCCUGGCAGAGAAACCAGAAGACGAGUCUGUGGCUGUCUCCAACCCAAAACAGGUACAACUGAUCCACAAUAAGAACGCGUCCACACCCACCAGCCCAACCAGCCCCACGUCUCCGGCUGGGCCUGCAGGGGCCGCCGCUACUUGGACGGACAACAAAGGUGCAGACAAGGGGACGGCCCUUCUAUCACCGGGCCCAGAGCCCGGCAAAGACCUCUUCAACAUGAAACCGGAAUGGGAGAACUUGAACCAGGUCGAUGUGAGGCGGAUGCACACAGCCAUGCGGCUCAAUGAGGUCAUCACAAAGAAGUCCAAGGAGGCCAAACUUGUCCUGCUCAACAUGCCCGGACCACCCAAGAAUCGCAUGGGCAAUGAAAACUACAUGGAGUUCCUCGAGGUUCUCACUGAGGGUCUCAAUCGGGUCCUUCUAGUGCGCGGAGGUGGACGCGAGGUCAUCACCAUCUACUCCUGAAGGGCUUUUAAAGGCCACUUCAUGGACUGUGCCCUUUCUUCCUCCCUCUGUUACCAUCAUCUCUUGAUUUAACCUUUAACCUGAGUACACAAAGAGUUAUGCAACAGUCAACUCUUUGUUCUGGACUCGUCAGCUGAUAACAGCAGAUUAGUUUAUGGCUACUUUUAAAAUGUAACUUACUCUGACAGAAGGUUUUCAAACAUUUUCAAACAUUUCUUUCCCUUUUCUAAUGUUAACUCUCAGCUUUCUGUCCUUUUGCUUUGUUUCUCCCUGCUCGACUGUACAAGAGGACUGAUUUUUCUUUCAUCAGUUUUUCUUAUUUCACUGUUAUUUAUAAUUUACGUUAUUUAUGUAUUUAUUCAUCUAAUCAUGUCUGUCUUUGUCCCGGUCUGUUUUUGUCUGGCUGGAAGCACUCAAGUAAUAAAUUAGAGUGCUGGUAAUGAUAUUAAUUCAUAGUGGAAAUGUCAAUAUGUACAUACAAAAUGAAGAGAAGGGAAAAUAGAUUUAAUAUUAGUUUGCACUCAUUUUAGCACCCUCGGUCAAACGCUACACCGUCUGUGUAAAUGCAGGGACAGUAUGUGUGAUUUAUGUUGACGCCCCGAUCGUGAACAAACUGAGAACUACAGUACGACGGCUUGUCCUUGUUGUGGUCGGGAUUUAUCUGUUUAUUUAUGUAUUUAUCAGCAUCACUCUCUCAUUGAAGAGGGCCUGACAGAAAUUAGAAAAUCUAAAUAAAAUGAUUUGAUGCAGACUACCCAGAUCUCAAACCUGAUUGUUUGACCUCAUUACCCCCCACAGUUGGACAGGGAUCGUAUAGACUGAAUGGAAUCACCGAAAUGACAUGCUGCAAUAAAAAGCCUUUUAAACUCGAUCUAAAGAAAAACUGAUACUGAUAUAGACGUUGUGCUGGUUGAUCAGGGAGCACUGGGAUCUUAAUUUUAAAAAUAUUUUGAGUAAAUGCCUCAGAAUGUAAAAAAAGAGCAUUUUGUAAGUAAGUAUUUUGCACAUGAUACAAAAAAGUUUCCAUAAACAGUGUUUCUCUGUCACGUGAGGUGAUCCUCUUCACAACUAAACCCAACCACUUUCUGAAUAUUUACAACAAAAUGUGCCAAUAGAUAUAUAUAUAUAUAUAUUUUAAAAAGGAAAUGUAAACUCUUAAGUAGAAUAUAGAUGUAAAAUUAUGACAGUUUUCAGACCAGACAUCUAUACAAAUAUAAAAAUAUAAAGUGUUUAGGAGAAAAUUAUUAAAUCAAGGAUUUUAUUUAGUUCUGUAAAAAUUAUUUGUUGUGAUUGUAAACAGAUAUUUUACAAUUUAAUAGAAAAAUAUAUAUGAUAUUUCAUAGUGACGUUUUAUCUUUAAGAAUGUAUUUUUCUAUCUUGUCAGAAAAAAAGGUAAGCAUAAUUUUAUUAUGGAAAUAUAAUGAAAGCUAUUUUAUGUAUGGUGAUUGCACAAUAUUAAAGGAGUAGCUUUACAUUUUGGGACAUUUGCUCGUUUUGAUUUUCUUGCAGAAUAUUAGAUGAGAAGAUCGAUACCACACAACCAGCUGGAGCCAAAAGUCAGUUAGCUUGAAACAGCUAGCAUGGUUGUGUCCAAAGGUACCAAAACUCGCCUACCAGGACUUCUAACUCAUUAAUUUAUAUGUAAGCUUUAUGUCCAUUAACAAAAGGCAGACAAUAUGUUAAUUUGUGAGCUUUAUAGAUGUCUUUUGUUAUCUUUUCAUCUAGCUAAACUAGCUUGUUUUGGUCGCUACAAACAUGGCUGACACUGUCCUGAGAUCUCCUUUAAAGUAUCUAGUUUCGUCAUGCUGUCACAUGUUUACUAGUAGUCUUCCCUUAUCAAAGGUUUCCAGUGGUUUCGCACUUGCAAAUGUUGAAACACAGAGCUGAGCGGCUGUUUCUUUCUAAUGCUAGGCUAAGUUGCUGCUAGCCGUAGCCUCGUAUGACCCACACAGGUAGGACAGUGGUAUCAAUCUCUGACGCUCUGCAGGAAAGCGAAUAAGUCCAUUUCUUAAAGCUUCAGAUUUCUUGAAGUAUUCAUUUCCUGCUAGACUUACUGCACGCCAUUUGAACAUGUAAAAUGAUUAGCUGUGAAACUUAUUAGGCAGACACAGAAUGACACAGACGAUAGAGACUGUUUGAGGAAUCUUCGAAGGUGCGUAUUUAACAGCUACAGCGUGAUUUAUGCAUUAAGUUCUCCUGCAGUACUUCUCAGACAUCUUUUGUGUGUGUGAGUGUGUGUGGAGAGAGUGUGUGUAUACGAUCAAUAUUUAGUUUCUAUCUGUGUGUGGUUCAGUCAUACAACAUGAACAUUUAAGAGGACAUGACCAAUGAGAGUCUGGGCAGUGUACUUUAAUCAUGCCCAAUGUACCUAUGUAUACUGUAGUUUAGUUUAUCAUCCUCUUCCCUCUUGGGCCUAUUGGUGCCAUGAUGUACUUUACAUCAAUUUCUAGCAAACAGAAAAAUCAUUAGGAUUCAGUAUCUUUUCCAGGAAGUCAUGAGGCUUGUAAAGAUCCUUUAGAUUUGUGGUACGUAUUAUUUUCAGCACUGUAGCAUAAACAGGACCUCACAGCUCAAACACAUAUGAAGUCUUUUUUUAUUUUUUUCUUGGUAAAUAUCUGUGCAGCCCUCGGUGUUUCCCUCAUAAGUCUAAAAAUUGUGAGUGCAGAUCAUUAGCUACAACAGAAUCUAUAGUUACCUUUGACUUGAAAGAAGAUGGUUUACGGGUUGAUCUAUCGGUCACAAGCUCUUCUGCAGACCUCACUCUGAAAGAGAGAGAGAGAGAGAGUGAGUGUGUGUGUGUGUGUGUAUGGGUGGGUGGGUGUGUGUCUGCGUGUGUGUGUUGUGACUACAUGCCUGUUUGCUGCAUGUUCGUGUGUGGACCUGAUACUUAUUUGAGCACGGGCAAUGUAUGUAUUUGAACAGCGAGAUGGAUCGACGAAGGGACAUUUGUGGAUAGAUGUGUGAUUGUAGGCUUAGAGAAACACGUGUACUAUGUGUUGACAUGGGUUUUAUAGAUAUGAAAUAGGCCGUUUGUAUUGUCUUUCAAUUGUUCAAUUGUUUUACCAUGUGUUAUGCAACUAUGUACGAGUAAUGGUUUCAGGAAACCAUUUUAUAUGUCGGCACUAAAUGCAAUAAAUUAAAGUCAUUUUAU
Acanthopagrus latus (yellowfin seabream) is the source of this 7023-nucleotide messenger RNA. RefSeq names its product solute carrier family 12 member 5b (gene slc12a5b). Bases 513 to 3872 code for a protein of 1119 amino acids. Gene Ontology annotation, cellular component: plasma membrane. The transcript has 26 exons. Gene Ontology annotation, biological process: chemical synaptic transmission; ammonium transmembrane transport; chloride transmembrane transport. The record is from RefSeq and is a predicted model, not a curated record. Gene Ontology annotation, molecular function: potassium:chloride symporter activity; ammonium channel activity. Lineage: Eukaryota; Metazoa; Chordata; Actinopteri; Spariformes; Sparidae.